AUGUCAGAUUCCAAUGCAACUGACUUCACCAACCCCUCCACCUUCAUCCUGAUGGGCAUUCCUGGCCUGGAGGCAGCCCAUGUCUGGAUCUCCAUCCCCUUCUGCACCAUGUACAUCAUAGCCAUCUUGGGGAACUUUACCAUCCUGUUCAUUGUGAAGAUAGAACCGAGCCUCCAUGGACCCAUGUACUAUUUCCUCUGCAUGCUGGCUGUCUCCGACCUGGUCCUGUCUACAUCCAUCCUGCCCAAGACACUGAGCAUCUUUUGGUUCAAUUCCAGGGAAAUAGAUUUCAGUGCCUGCCUCACUCAGAUGUACUUCAUUCACUGCUUCCUAGCGAUGGAGUCUGGGAUCUUUGUGGCCAUGGCUUUGGAUCGUUACGUUGCAAUCUGUGAUCCCCUGAGAUAUUCUGCUAUCCUGACAAACCCCAUGGUGGCCAAGAUCAGUCUGGCUGUGGUGCUGCGUGGCUGCAUGCUCCUGUUGCCUGGUCCAUUCCUGGCAAGAUUCUUGCCAUAUUGCAGAACCAACAUCAUCCCCCACACACACUGUGAGCAGAUGGCUGUGGUGAAGCUGGCCUGCGCCGAUAUCCAUGUCACUAGUUACUAUGGCCUCUCUGUGUUAUUCUUUGUGACUGGUCUGGAUGUGCUUUUUAUCACUGUGUCCUAUAGUCAGAUCCUCAGGGCCAUCUUCAGCCUCCCCAUGAAGGACACCCGGCUUAAGACAUUUGCGACCUGCAGCUCCCACCUUUGUGCCAUAUUAGCCUUUUACAUCCCAGUUCUCUUCUCCUUCCUCACACAGAGGUUUGGCCAAAAUGUGGCCCUGUAUUUCCAUGUUCUCAUGGCCAACAUGUACAUCCUGGUGCCCCCCACACUAAACCCCAUCAUCUAUGGGGUGAGGACCAGACAGAUCCGGGACAGGCUGCUCCGGCUCUUUACUCAUAAAGGGACCUAA
Messenger RNA from Mauremys mutica (yellowpond turtle), 948 nucleotides. RefSeq names its product olfactory receptor 52E4-like. The record is from RefSeq and is a predicted model, not a curated record. Gene Ontology annotation, molecular function: olfactory receptor activity; G protein-coupled receptor activity. Bases 1 to 948 code for a protein of 315 amino acids. Lineage: Eukaryota; Metazoa; Chordata; Testudines; Geoemydidae. Gene Ontology annotation, biological process: G protein-coupled receptor signaling pathway. Gene Ontology annotation, cellular component: membrane. The transcript has a single exon.